This is a messenger RNA of Somion occarium, 2613 nucleotides long. NCBI's taxonomy places the organism in Eukaryota, Fungi, Basidiomycota, Agaricomycetes, Polyporales, Cerrenaceae. The record is from the annotation of a GenBank genome assembly.
GGCGCGUCGCACGGUUUCGUUUCUACCCUCAUCUUCUCAGGCGAUACACGACUUUCGUUUGAACUACCAUUACUGUUAGGAGUGCGAAACCAAUAAUCAAUACUCAGAACAUUACUAAUAUCUCGCCACCUCACAAACGACCAUAUACCAUCCUGGCGACCACUAAGGGGAAACAUACAGGCGACGAUCAUAAUAAGACGCGAUACACGACUUCGGAAUUGGGGAGAUGGACCCUGUGCAAAGAUGCUGUUGCAUCAUGCUUCGUCAAGGACGCGCUGGAGAUGCCGGAAUCCAGCGUAAACGGUGUAGAGUUCUUCUGGCUUGGCCGUGUACCUUGCCGAAAAGUCUAUAUAGUUGGGCUAGUCGUUGGUGUACAGGUUUAUGAGGAGCGUACCAUCUAUACAUUGGACGACGGCACCGGUGUCAUUGAAUGCGCUUUUAAACAUCCGCUCCAACCUGCAUCUGGAUCACCUAAACCAAGUGUUACAUCUAAAUCGAAUCGUGCCGGAACAAGCCCAAGAAGACGAUCAGCGAGUGAUAAUUCGGGCCUGCCUAAGUUGCCACCUUCAAAUUCAAAUGCUGAGCCAAAACCGAUAGCAUGCGUAGGCAUGUCUGUGCGCCUGACUGGUAGAGUCAUCGUGCGAAAGCAAGGACGCGUGAUACUGAUAGACAAGAUCGAACGAUGUGACUCGAUUAACGAGGAACCACAGCACUGGUUAAAGGUCUGCGAUCUACAUCGCAUGUGUUACUUUGCACAGGAUGCGGGACCAUUCGUAAUUCCAGAUCAAAAGCCGACGUUUGCACCAUCUCACGCUGGACCAUCGUCUGUCUCUCAGGUUCCCUUUAACUCACAUGUAGUGACCAUUGCGUCUGAUCCCCGGACGCCGUCUAAGUCGUCGGUGUGUAGUAGUGCGGUCACGUCACCAUCGCUUGCUUCUAGCCCCGUUGGACCCAAGUCUCCACUACGCCUACGACACCCGUCGCGACUACAUACGCGCGACCUUACAGCGAACACAUUCAGGAUCUACAUGAAACACUAUAUGGAUAACGCCCCGCCAGACUCAUCCUCGGACGAGGAAGACGAAUACGAUGCUGCUAACGUUACAUUUUCGCUUUCUCAAGUACAAGGCACCCCCACGAAGCGCAAGCGCAAGACCCCUCCUCGUACACACAGCACUCUGACGCCAUACGGCGAGACACCAAGACCAGUCAAACGACGUAGUAUCGAAGCGACACCUCGUGCUGCACCGUCCAAUGUCUCGUUACAGGACGUUACAAGUGACGAUGAAGACUCGCUACAGGGGUUCACGAUGUCACAUUUGCGUCGAGUCCCGGAGUUAGCCUUACUUGCACGUCGGGUGGUCGAAGCUGAGGCGAAACGCCGGGUACGAGAGGAGCGGAAGAAAGCUAAGGAGCAACAAAACCAAUGCACCUCCUCACGCUCGCAUGACUUGAAAGGUAAAGCUCGUGCUACAGUCGCUUCCCUGGCACCUCCAUUUGGGAAGGGAAAGCAGGGUGAAGGACCAGGCCCGAAAAUGAAACGCCUAUUCCGAUUUGCCAUUCGUCAGUUAUACGACGAGGGUAGUAUCGUAUUGUUCGAUGGACCGAUUCGCAAAAUGCCUGAACUCUUUGUCGACGAGUUCCCUGCUGCAAGUCCAUUGAAACUGUGGAAAUCGGGCAUGUCGAGUACGCUUGGCGCGAACAGUACCGCCACCUUAUCCUCCAUUAAUGCAUCCUCGUUGUCCUUUUCCGGAGAUGAUCCAGGGGAAGCCAGCGAUCCACAGCCAGACGAGGAGUCGUAUAUCACGCUCACGCCGGGCUACCUUUGUCGGAAGGUUGAACGAGCGAUUCAAAAUAUAGUCGCUCGAGCGCAGAAGAUGCAGAAAGGCAAAGGUCCUCCAGCACCUGGACCGACGCCUGGGGAGAUCUUGAAUUAUAUGAGGAAGAAAGAUGAUCGAUGGGCUCGUUUGGGUGAAUGGUCGGUUAAAGAUGCGUUGGAGUGGGGGAAGGAGAAUGGGAGGGUGUGGUGCGUUGGGAAGGAUCGGUGGGAGGUUUGUGGAUGAGUGUCGAGCGUUGAGUGUCGAGUGCGACGUGAAUAAACAUCCGUAGAUGUAACCGUACAAUUUCAGAACUCUCGAACAUAAGUAAGGGAGCUCCGACUCGAACUAUGCAUGCGCCUUUGUUUGGCCUCUGUGGAUUUACAUGCCUUGAGCUGCACGGUUGGUCUAAUACCUCAACAUAGUGCCGGUGAUCUACUCGCUGUGUCGGGCUUAAACCAAACCCUCGGGAAGUCAUGAACUUCUAGCAUAAGAAGUGACAGGCUUCCCUUCCGGCGGUUUAGUGGUGGCUUUCUCCCAUCGCGUCCAUGUCCAGAUCUCUUGGUGUAUGUUCCCCUGUCGGUUUCGACGCCAGACAUACAAUCUGGUAGAGUAUAAGCCGAUAAAUGCAUCUUCACUGUAUCGGACACCCUCAUGUCAAGGCUGCUUUCACAGCUCGGCACUCAACCGUUCUCCCCCCCUUCAGUGGAUUCAUUCCCCGUCUCGCCAACUCUACUCGGCUGCGUCCACAUUGAAAGUACCAAAUUCAAUCGAACAAUCCCUUUUUCAUCGUUUC